UAAACAGGUCCGGAUAAGGAAAAUAUUAUAAAAUAUUCCACAUUACUUUUCAUUCGAUAAGCACUCUGCAUUCUCUGAUUCCAGUUUUCCACAAAUUGUCUUUGAAAUGACAUUACUCCUUUUGUUUAUUUUCAUUGACCUAGCUUAAUCCAUGACCAUGAUGCUACUCAAACAUUAGAGAGAUCACUUGUGUGUGUGUGUAUGAGAGAGAGAGAGAGAGAGAAAUGGCCAGGGGAAGAAGGUUCUGUUACAGAGAGGUGUUGCCAUUCACACUCAUGGUUAUGGUGGAGUGUGCCAAUGUUGGGUCAAGCACACUUUAUAAAGCAGCCACUUUGAAAGGGAUGAGCUAUUGUGUCUUCAUAGUCUACUCUUAUGCUGUUUCUGCUCUUGUUCUCAUACCUUUAGCCUUCUUCUUCCACAGAAAAACAGCACUUCCUCCAUUUGACAAAUUUCUUGUGGGUAGAAUCUGCCUCCUUGGAGUUCUUGGGUUCACUUGUCAGAUGCUUGGAUAUAAAGGGAUAGAGUAUGCUUCUCCAACUCUUGGUUCUGCCAUGAGCAAUCUCACACCAGCUUGUACCUUUAUACUUGCCAUCAUUUUCAGGAUGGAAAGGCUGGAAGUAAGAAGCCCAAGCACAGUGGCUAAAAUCAUUGGCACCAUAGUAUUGAUCUCUGGUGCAUUUGUAGUGAUUUUAUAUACAGGACCAGCAAUUGUAACAGAGACUAUAUCACAAUCCAUUUCACUCAAUCAUAUUCUGAAGUUAUUACGAUCAAAUUGGUCCAUCGGUGGUCUUCUCCUUGCAAUUGAUUAUGUUAUACUCGCUGUUUGGUACAUUAUUCAGGCUCAAACAGUUAAGAAGUAUCCAGCAGAGUUUAUUUUAGUGUUCCUCUACAACCUCUGUAUUACCGUCAUAUCCACACCAGUAUGUUUAAUUAUAGAACCUAACUUAAGCGCGUGGAAAAUAAAAGCCGAUGUAGCACUGCUCUCCAUAUUAUACACAGGAAUAGUUGGAUCAGCCUUUGGUACUGUUGUUCACACAUGGAGCCUGAAAACAAAGGGACCUGUCUAUGUUGCGUUGUUUAGGCCAUUGUCAAUUGCCAUUGCAGCUGUCAUGGGUGUCAUUUUCCUUGGCGAGGCUCUCUAUCUUGGAAGUGUUGUUGGCGCGAUAAUAAUAGCUGUUGGUUUUUAUGUUGUAAUGUGGGGAAAAGCAAAUGAAGAGAUGAGUGAGGACUUUGGUGUUGAUAGUGUGGAAUCACUUCCCACAUCAACUGCCCCUUUGCUGCAAGAUUAUAUAAGUGAAGAGAAGUAGAACAAACCUAUACAUUUGGCAGAGACGUCUAAUAGCGCGAUGUCUUAGCCUGCGUCCUAAAACCACCAAUUCUUUUGUUCAUGGUGGGAGAAAAGGGCACAUUAUAUUAGAAACUAUACAUUGAAUGCAUUUGUUGCUUCAUAUUGAGCAACUGUCAAUAAGUUUAUCUCAUUUUUCUUUUUUUCUCCAAGGAAUAUACCUAUCUCGGAGAAUAGAGCUAUUCUGCUCUGCAAAGGGUCUGAAAUAUUCAUGGGGAGAUAAUUCAAAGUAUUCGGUAAUGGUUCUCUCAAGUGCAGGGUUUGGAGCUGUUGAGAGGAAGGUGCUUUGGCUCUGGUUUAUGAAUUUAUAAGAUGGUUUGGAGGUUCAAUUUGAUCACCGAAGUCAACCCUAGUUGCUGAGAUAUGAUGUUUGUCCAAGUCUUGGAGUGGCUGGUAUUGCUUGCUUAUAGUAUUAGGCUACUGGCCUUGUAUGCAGUUUGCUGCUACUUGUUUUUCAGCAUUGUGUUUUGUGUAAGAAUUUUUAUAAAAUACGUGGGGGGUAAAAUAGUCAUUAUAUUUUGGUGUUGUUCAUGGUAGGAGAACAGUGUACAUUGUGUUAGAAGCUAUUUGGUGAACUUGUUUGUUGCAAUGU
This is a messenger RNA of Cornus florida, 1937 nucleotides long. Its product is annotated as WAT1-related protein At5g40230-like. Gene Ontology annotation, cellular component: plasma membrane. The record is from RefSeq and is a predicted model, not a curated record. The transcript has 7 exons. NCBI's taxonomy places the organism in Eukaryota, Viridiplantae, Streptophyta, Magnoliopsida, Cornales, Cornaceae. The coding region runs from base 225 to 1307 and encodes 360 amino acids. Gene Ontology annotation, molecular function: transmembrane transporter activity.